Molecule: messenger RNA, 516 nt
Organism: Triticum turgidum subsp. durum (durum wheat)
Lineage: Eukaryota; Viridiplantae; Streptophyta; Magnoliopsida; Poales; Poaceae
Source: the annotation of a GenBank genome assembly
AUGGAGCAAAACAGCACGCUUCUUCGGCGCGUGCUGCAGAAGGCAGCACGAGCAGCAAGAACCAUCGCUUACCUCCGCCCAUCUCCUCCUCCGACACCGUCAACACCCUGCCGCCGUCUCCCGCCCAGCCUGCUGGACUGCACUGACGACGACGACGGCGGGUCUCCGAGCUUCCACACGGCGGCAAGCACGCCAGCGGAGACGCCGCCGUCCGUCCACUCGAGGAUAGACAGCCCUGGCGCCGCCGACAUCGACAGCCGCGCCGCGGAGUUCAUCGAGAGGUUCCGGCGCAACGCGUCCCUCGAGCUGCGGUACUGCUCCCCGGUGACCCCCGCCAGGCCGCCCGCGUCGCCGGACACCUACUUCAACCUCUCGAGGCUGCACGGCCCGGCGCUGGCACAUGCGCGGCCGGUGUGCAGGAGGAGCUCGCCGGGGGCGAGGGCGAGCGCGAGCGCUACGUCCAUCAAUUGGCCGAGUACCACGUGCCUCGGAAGAAGGCCUACUGUUCAGGUGUAG